AUGGGGUGGUUUGACGAAGAGGAGAAGCUGGAGCCGAUGCCACCGCCACCAGCACCCAAGACACGCCCCAACACACGCAGAAUACCCUCCCCACACCCGCGAACAAGAUUCCAAGCUGUCAGUGACGUUGGUGAUCUCCCAGCGCCGCAGUCUCCUCCGGCGCCGCAUACCCACCCUCUAGUGGCGCUAAGCAAUGAAAGUGCGCGCAACGUCAAGCUCCAGCGCGAAGGAGGCGGCAUGGCCAUGCGUAGCAGCCAAAGACUUUUCCGCCAUCCAAUCGUCACAGGUAAGCGGCUAGACCCGAUGUUUUUGAGUCGCGACCGUGUUAAAGCAUUCACGGACCGACAAGAAGAGGAACCACAACAAAGUGCCAAUCCUUUUGCAGUCGAGACGGAGCAUUCCAGUCGCAUCAUCGCGUUGCAAUUGCAGCGACAAGCAGAGGAAAUAGAGAAAGCGCCAAUAAAAUCAUCCUUAGGGGAAGAAGAGAAAACUAUUGCGGCGACAGAGGCAAGUGCUAGACGCCACGACUUGCUGCAAUCUGCUCGACAACAAGUAAGAGAACGCAAAUGGAGCGAUGAAGAUACAGAAAACAGCGGAAUAAUAAUUAAUGGACGGACUGGGAGUGCAUUGGCGCGUGCAAGUGAACGGAAAGUCAGGAAACAGUUGAAUCCCAGAUGGGUGCAGUCUCGGCAGGAUGCUUCUAACCGACCUAAAAGGCCACAGGAGCGACCGGAGGAAAGGCAUCUGAGAGAAACACUGGUUCGGACAACGCCGCAAGAUCUACUGAGGUCGGGUGUGCUGUAUGAUGAAGCAGAUGCAGCACGAAAUGCUGCGUUUGAACCACUGCACAGGCCACAGUUGCCUGUGGUUACGAAAGGAAUUGUGGGACUGGCAGGAUGCUACUUUGAGGAGUACGAUACUUAA
Molecule: messenger RNA, 924 nt
Organism: Phytophthora infestans T30-4
Lineage: Eukaryota; Oomycota; Peronosporomycetes; Peronosporales; Peronosporaceae
Exons: 1
Coding region: 1-924 (307 amino acids)
Source: RefSeq, a predicted model, not a curated record